Coniophora puteana RWD-64-598 SS2 is the source of this 3177-nucleotide messenger RNA. RefSeq lists its product as uncharacterized. Lineage: Eukaryota; Fungi; Basidiomycota; Agaricomycetes; Boletales; Coniophoraceae. The record is from RefSeq and is a predicted model, not a curated record. The annotation marks the transcript as partial. The transcript is spliced from 3 exons.
GAUAUAAGUUUAGAAGGAGAUAUUAUAAGUGAGUGGCAAAAAGAAAUGAAUGCUGACGUGUUAUUACCGGAGGUAUGUGCUGUUUGCGGUCAGGAUGUGUCGAAGGUUUGUAUUGAAGUGGUACAUGCGGAUAAAGUCCCGUUGUCCUUGUUGCGGAAUCCUCUUCUUCCUGAUGACUGCUUGCCUCGUUCGUAUGAUUUGCUCGCGUACGAUCGAGCCAUCUUACAGCCAGAAGGUCUUCUUAAUUGCUGGUCUCGAGACGGAAUGAAAAUGUGUAGUUUGUGUCGUUCCGAUUUGUUGAGUAAGAAACCUAAGCUUCCGAAGUUCGCUCUUGCUAAUUUCCUUUAUUAUGGGCACGACAGUCUGCCGGCUGAUGUACGUUCGGCCUUUCGAGAUGCGUCUACCGUAGAUUUGACGCUUGUGGCUAGAGCGAGAGCCAGCCGGAUCACACAUGUGUAUAGUGCUCAAAGAGUCAUGAGGAGUGAUGGUGAAGGAAUGCCUCGGUUCAUGAAGGGAAACGUGGCUGUCGUACCACAGGAUUCUACGCAACUCAGGCGAUUUCUUCCACCGGAGGAUGACGAACUUCGUAAUAGCGUGUGUGUGUUGUUUUCUAAUUGGAAUUCGCCUAUUACCGAGGAUGUUAUACGUCGAUGCAGCCCUGUUUUAGCACGAAAGUCGGUUGUCAAGACUUUGAUAGAAUUUUUACUCGAGCAUAAUCAGUAUUAUCGUGAUGCCGGGGUGCAGUUCAGUCAAAAUAACCUCGACGCUUUGUUCGACAAUACUGCGGAGGAGUAUGGGUUUCCUCGAGCUAUUGAGGUGUGUCGUAACAGUUGCAGUGGAAUGAGGUCAGAUACGUUCACUAGCUCGUACUCUGACAGUGAACGUGCUUCUGAGUUUGAGUCAGACUCCUUGUCGGAUUUGAUGUUGCCAACAAUAGGUUAUACUACAGGCGAUCAUUCUAUGGGAUCCAAGCAAACUAUGAAGGCUCACGCGUUAGCCUACGCUCUUAAUGGUUCGCGCUUUAUUGUAAGUCGAGGUGCAAAGGAUCUAUUAGCAGAUGACGAUCCUUGUCUUUUGAGCUGUGUGUUUCCUCACCUAGAUCCUUGGGGAAUCGGAUCUUUCAAUCAUCCCGGUCGUCUGCGCAAGAUUUCAGUGCGUGAACAACUAACUUGUAUGAUGCGGUUACACAACUCCGUAUUUGUGCGCGAUCCGGUUCUUCCAUAUGUAAUGUGGAAUGUUUUGCAGAAGAAGCGAGUUCAGUCUAAUUCGUGCUUUAAUGUAUCUGUCAACGUACAGCACCAGAUUCGAUCCGAACUAAUUGCCGUUGCUCCUGCUUUGGUAGAUUUGUCUAAUAAAUGGCGUAUCAAUCCGAGGGCGCCUGCUUCUUCACCUCUCGAAAAGCGGGCGAUCGCCGUUUUGAAGCGCGUGCAGCAUUCCGCUUCCAGUGUUGUCGGUAGUCCGGGUUAUAAACUCUGUCGGCGGAAUGAAGUUCGUUCUUUGUUGAAGAUUCAUGGCACUUCUGCAUUGUUCGUGACUCUUAAUCCUCACGAUUUAACGAGUGUCGCCCUGGCUGCAUCGGCAAACGUGUUACCUUCCAAUUGGAGGGUUAUGACUCCAAAGCAGAGAGCAUUGCUGGUUACUCAGCGUCCAGACGCUGCUGCUAUCGCGUUCGAUCUUCAAGUCAACGCUUUUUUGCGGAUCGUAGUUCGAUGCGGGCAAAAAAGACCUGGUUUGUUUGGGCGAUGUAAAUCGUAUUAUGGGAUGGUUGAAGCUCAGGGGAGAGGAACACUGCACAUCCAUGUUUUGUUGUGGAUCGAGGGAAAUCCUAAUCCGCAGCGGCUUCGCGAUAUGAUGGCGGCGGAUCCUGUAUUUUCGGAGCAGAUGAUGCGGUGGCUUGAGCACAUUAUAAAAAGUGAUUUACCUGGUUCAGAACAUAUUGUAUCUAAAGAUCAGUUACCGGAAGCUAGAAGGCCUGGCAGAGAAAUUGGCGCAGAAGAUCCUCGAUUAGCUGUGCAGCCAGCAAUUGAUAGCAUGGAUAGAGACACGUUCUGGAAGAUGUUUUCGAGCUUUGUGUAUGACAUGGCUGAGUUUAACAACUGGCACGAACACACGGAUACUUGUUUUAAAAAUCUGCAACCUGGGGAAGUGAAGUGUGACGACACUUGUAGGCUUCGAAUGGAUGGUUCUACUCGUGAAGAGUCUUCAGUCGAUCCUGAAACUGGAUCGAUAUUGUUGAAGCGAUGGCAUCCUUGGAUCAAUAGCUACAAUCCUGUUUUAUCGUUCUUGUACCAAUGCAAUAACGACGUUAAGUAUAUUGGAUCCGGUGAAGCUGCAAAAGCAUUAGUCUACUACGUCACUGAUUACAUUACAAAGGACGACCUACAGUUGCACGUUGGCUUGACCGCUUUGGAUUGUGCUAUUAAACGAUAUUCUGCAAAAUUCGAUGAUCAACCUGAAGCGUCUGAUAUCGUUAAGUCACGCAGCCUGUUGACUAAGUGUGUCAACUCGAUUAUGGCUCGUAGGGAGAUUUCUGCACAGCAAGUUAUGAGUUAUUUAGUAGGUGGAGGUGAUUGUUAUUCGAGUGAUACCUUUACUACUCUUCAUGAUUGUGGUAAUGUAUGUCGCUACGCUGAAACAGAUCAGCAUCCGGGUGUAGGAAACGAUGUCGAAAUAGAUAACGACUCUCGUGUUGACGAUUCUUCUUACAUCUAUGAGAACGUUGACUGUCCUGAACAAGCGCGUUUGAGUAUCACACAGAAUGGUAGGAGUAUUAAUGUAGAUAACCAACUUUUGGAUUAUAAGCUUCGUCCAUGUGCCGAAGAAUUCGAAACGAUGUCUCUGUAUUCUUUCGUUUCUCGCUUCGUCAAAUCAAACAGGCAGCCUCGCCGUAGUGGAGGACGUAUACUUCGGUAUCGCUUAUUGAAUGAUUCACAUCACCAAUACGGUACUCACGUGAUGUACAUUAGCCGCACGAGUCGUGUACCCGUUUUGUUGAUAAAUUCCAUACCGCGAAGGCAAGGGAUUAAUUCUAACGAAGAAGAAUAUUGCAGAAUGAUGUUAGUUUUGUUUCGGCCUUGGCGAUCAUUUGCGGACUUAAAAGCAGGUUUCGGAUCGUGGUGUGACGCGUUUGACGCUUACCAGUUCAAGGAUUUCGAACAAGGGAUAAUCAAUAAUAUG